Mizuhopecten yessoensis (Yesso scallop) is the source of this 6626-nucleotide messenger RNA. Its product is annotated as low-density lipoprotein receptor-related protein 11-like. The record is from RefSeq and is a predicted model, not a curated record. Lineage: Eukaryota; Metazoa; Mollusca; Bivalvia; Pectinida; Pectinidae. The coding region runs from base 515 to 2377 and encodes 620 amino acids. The transcript has 4 exons.
CUCAAAAUUUUGUCCAGAAUUCUAGAAUUUUUACAAAAUCAUUGAUUACUUUGCUAAAGUUUUGCUUAAAAUUAUUGACAUAUGCUAAUUUAAACAAGACCUUUGUAAAUAUUCUUGUAGAACAUGUAGUACAUUAAUUUUACAAAGUCAGGAAUGUGUUGAUUGUUUAGAUUCAGUUCCUGUCCAAUCGGCAGCUGUAGCUGACCCUCAGAACCAUGUGUCUGAUCAGCAGCCUCAACAGUCAUCAAACCCUGGUAUUCCACCAACUAACUUCCAAAACAAGAUCUACCAAGGUCAAGGACAAACAAGUUUUCAAGUACAAGGUCAAGGUCAUCAAGCCCAGCAGCAAGUACAAAGUGCACAGGCUCAACCUGUGCCAGGUCAUAGUUUACAAGGUACAAAUGGAAAACAGCAGGUGUCUUCCAGUCUUAUUGGAUCACCUUAUCAGCAGGGAAGUACUGCAGGAUUCAAUAACAUACCCAGUCAGCAGCAGCAGCAGCAGGUGAAUAACCCUAUGUUGAAUACAGGUGUAGGACAGCAGACUGGGUUCCUACCUAAACAACAAGUUCUACCUCAGAAUGGACCAAUGAUGAACCAACAGAUGCAGGGGUCAUACUGGGGUCCCCAGUCAGGCAAUCUAGUGGGACCACAGUCAGGGUCAGGAUAUUAUGACCGGUCAGGUUACCCUAGGAUGCCAGGAGGAUUGGGUAACCGGCCCCUGUACACUGAUGAUCUAACUGGCAGACAGGGUUUGCCAAUCAGGCCUGUUCAGGGGAUGGAUAAUUCACAGAGAGUGCCAGACCCUCACAGGCAGUAUAUGCUAGGAGAUCCAAAUGGUCAGGAGAAAAGCUACCAACUUGACCCGCACAGUGACCGACACUAUAUAGCAGAGGCUGGUCCUGAUAAUCAGUUUGGGAUGGAUAGACAGGGUCCCUAUAGAAACCACCCCUAUAGCCCUUUCUCAGACGAGCGGUAUGACCAAUACGGAGGUGAUGCCUUGCCAGAUAGUAAAUUUCCAAAUGAUGACCAGUACUACAAGGACAGAAAUUUUCAACAAAAUGUCCAAAGUCACCAUAAGGUAUUCAGUGACAAUGAAAAUGAAGCAGUCCAGCAGAAGCCUACUAAACCUCCAACCACCACUACUACAACUACUACCACCACCACUACCACACCCACUACAACCACCACUACCACCACUAAACCUACCACCACAUCCAGACCGACAACUGCAACCCCCACCACUACCACCACCACCACCCCACCUCUUCCGGAUAUCCCUAACACAGACAGGCAGUUUCAGCAAUGGGGUGAGCACAUGACUGGGUCAAACAGAAAUGCAGGUUAUCCAGAUCAGCAAAUAAAUAGUCAAGGCAGAGAAAAUAACAUGAGACAAGAUAAAUCAGACAUGAAUUCACCAAGUCAGAGAGGAGGCCAGACUAGUGUCCAGUCAAAUAUGUCUGGCAAAAAGUUUAGACCUAAUGGUCCUGCCAAUGACGGAAGGAAGUAUGGACCAAUACCAGGGGAGGCAACCAAGUCACAAUCCAAGGUCAGUGGUCCAGUAGGGCGACCACAGCAGCCUGGAAGACCAAACCGAGUACGCCCCAAUGGGAGGAAGCAAUUACGACCAGUGGGUUAUAGCAAAGAUGGAUUUCCAUACUACAACACUGACUACCGGGGUCAACACUUCCAGAACUAUAACUGGGACCCACAGUACGGCGGAGACUAUCUCACAUACGACACCAACAACUAUGGGGAUGAAGCUCCAACUUACGAUUACGAUAUGUUCCAUAAAGAUUUCCAUAAAAAGGAACCACCUGUAGCAGCACAGACCAUAAGUCAGGCACCUGGCCAGGCAGUUACAAGGAAGCCAGUAAAAACAGUGACAGAAAAGGUUUCUCCAACACCCUUUCCUAAAACCACACCACAGCCUACUAAAGAGAAAGUUGAUACAGUUGACAAAAAACCUUCAACACAUGAAGAGACAAAAACAGAAAAGACACAACCUAAGGUAACAGAGGUCCUAGAGAAAACAGAAUCUAAGACCGCUCCAAAGCCUACAGUCAAGGUGGAACCGGUGACGUCAAAUAACUCAAAGUCUGCAAGCAAUAAUGUAGGAACAGAAAAAGGUGUUACAAAUCCCACCAAAGCAGAAAGAGUGGAAGUAGCAUUCGGGGAGGAGGAUGGAUUGGUGAUUGUGGAGGCCCCAACGGACAGCUCCCAGGGACCUAUAGUAGCACUGGCCCUAGGUCUAGGGGUCACCAUGAUGUUGCUUAUAUAUGUAGGGUGCAGGUUACGUAAUGUUAAAAGAAGGAUAAGGAAAGGUAGGGCUCUGCAUUCAAACGAAGCAGAUUAUUUGAUCAAUGGAAUGUACCUUUAAUAGGUCAAUAUUUCAUGUAUUCACAUAUUUCUCUCGUGAAAUAAAAAAAAAAGUCAAGGUUUUUUGGGUAAAGAUCAGAAGAGUUGUAAGAUGAUAUAUUUGAAAAAUAUGGCAAUACACAAUUAUGAAGAUGUACUAAGAUUCUUUUGUACAUAUUCAAAUUAGUUCAUUUUACUUAAAUAUAUAUUAAAAAAAAGGAACUGAAAUCUGUUAAGGUCGUUCAUGGUUACAAGAAAAUGGUAACACUGUGUUAAAGGUUAGCUUUAAUGUUCUGUUUUUAAAAUUACAAUAUUUUGCACUGCAAAAAAAAUAUGGUAAUCUAAAAUUUUCUUAGUAUUAUAAUUGGGGGAGAUAACGGGUAAAACAUAUUUACGUAGGAAAGGAAGUGAAACUAAAUAUUAUUAUACAGGAGAUGGUAUCUCAUGAGUUAUAUAACCAAAUAAUAUAUAUUUACUAAAUUUACAAUAUGUCAUCUUGUAGAAAAACUACAAUAUGUAAGCCUCAUCAGAUCACAAACUUCUGAUGAACAUUUCUAUCUUAUCAUCAUAAAGCAAAAGAUUUUUUUUAGCAGCUCACCAGGUCAUUGAUUAUGAAAUGCUUCUCAUAACAGCAACAUUGCCAAAAACUAUUAUGUCAAUGCCUCCUUUGUACGCUGUGAUAAUAUGAUGCUGUUUCAUUGUAAAUAAAAUAUAUAUUUUGGUUAGGGUGUGAAUGCAAUGAGGUUGUUUUAGGAUACCAAGUUAAGACCAUUUAAUUCAGCAUUCCAUAUUUCCUUUUAUCUUCAAAAUUCACCCAAAAAACAUUUACUUGUAAAUAACAAUAUAAGGGUGGUAUGGAUAAACAGCUUAUUCUCUAUUUCUUUUUUAUAUUCCCUUAAUAAUUACUUUACUUAAAAAUAUACUCUUCAAAAACUACCUUAAGCUUUAAUAACAUGGGUAAUACUGUAAAGUUGGUAUUUAAAUAUUUGUGGCGGAUUUAAUUUUGUUUUAUUCACAGUCAUCAAAUUGGCCCCAAAUUAAAUGCCCAUGUGAAUUUCAAUACCAUAUAGAUACAGAGAUAAGUGAAGAAACCUGUUUUUCCCUUUUUUACUGUCAAUAAUGGAGAUAAACACCAAUUCAAUAUCAUAUUUUGAAGCGCCUGUUUGGGGAAAGUAUUCUAUAUUUGCUAAAAUGGCAUAUAUAUGUUAAAAAUACUUUCUUAUGAAAGAUAGCAAUUCUAAUUUUGGUGAAAUUUGAUCCCUGGAAGUUAAAAUUAUUAUUUUGAUAAAACACUUGUUAAAUCAAUCCGAUCACCUCAAUACAAAAAUAUCCUCAUGAGUGCAAAUGUCAAAUAUCUAGUCUAUGAUGACUUUUAUUGUCACUCUACUGUACAGAUAUUUAUGACUGGCAAAAUCUAUUAUUUGAUAACGAUUAAAUACUGUACUAUAUUAGUGGGUGAUGCAAACAGAAAAACUGCAUAGAAAAUAAUAGAUUAACCAAAGUUAUGGUAUUAAAACAAUAAUUUGUAAUAUCUGCGCUUGCUACUAACAUAGUGCUCUGUUCAGUGCAUAUAUUAGGUUUUUUUCCUUUAAGUAUUAUAUAUAAAAUCAACCAUGGACUUGUUUAUAUCAAGGUAACAUACCUAAUAGUUUACAUUCUUCAUCAUACAUGUCAUCUUGACUUAUGAUCCACCUAAUUGUUUAUAAAAGACUUACCAUACUGCCCUUAUAUUUACAAAGAUGUUAUCAACUGGUAAGCCUCAUUUACAGAGAUUUUAUUAAGCCUCAAUGUUACUUAAAGUUUCAAUUUACUGUCCAGGAAAAAAAUAGUAAUUAUCGAAAUCUGAUUGUGUUUCUUGCAAUAGCUACAUACUGUUUUUUCCAUUUACACUCUUGUAUGAAAACAUUGUUGUAACUCAAAUAUUCUGUAUUAAUUUGUUCAUUUACUUAUUAAGAUUUGCUUUAUCUAUGAAAUCCAUGACUUGAUACUUCUAUUUGUUCUAGAAAAUGUCAGAAAUCCUAAAACAAGUGUUAAAAAAAUCCUCAAACAUUGACACAAAUUCUUUUUGUUUUGUUUUUGAUAGUUCUCUUUUCUUGAUUGAUCUAACAAAGCUUCCCUGUGAUAAAGCUUGCACGUUAUAUAUUUGAGGUCAAAAUGUUCAGGAUUUUCGUUCGUUAUAAGUUUUCUUUUUAUAUAUUUGCUUUUGUAUUUUGGUAUUUAAAAAAUGCAUGUUUUCCCACUUAUGUACUGGUAAGCCCGAAGGCACAUAUAAUAUUUACCUUAAAUUAACUGAAGAAAGACAUUUUUGUUUUUUUGGUUUUUAAAUGCAUUUUCUCCCACGUAUGUUAGCCUGAUGGCAUGUAUUAAUUACAUUUACCUUCAAUUUACUGUAGAAAGACUGUCUAGAUGUUAAUUAUGACAAUUUUGUCUCAUAUGUUAUAAGACAAAAAAAAAGGAUAAUAUGAUAUGAUUUCAUCUCAGUUUCACAUGUUAGUGAAAUUUAUUGAUAUUUAUCAUUGUUGAUAUUGUUUAUUUCGUUUUAUAUAUAAUUCUAGGUUAUUGCGUAUCAUAUUGUGAUUUCUAUUGUGUUCUAUGAAAAUUACGACUUUUGUGAUUUUUUAACCUAUGUGCUAGGUUUUGUUAAUAGUAAAACAAUGUAACAUUAUAAACAUGUAAUUCUACUGAAGCUGAUGUGUUACACUUGAUAGCAAGGAAAGUCCAAACUGUCAUAAAGUUGCAAAAAUUGAAACUUCUGAUCUGAGAAAAAUAUUAUCAUUGUGAAAAUAUAGAGCAUAAUUUCAAUUUGGAGAAAAGAAUCCCGACAGAAAGAAUUCUACAGAUUGAUUCCUUGAUUGAUAUAGUGCUUGGUAAGGUUUGCUUGAGGUUAAACGUGGAGUAUAUCCAAGUCCUAAUACUGCACUGGCAUCCAACAUUUUGUUAUUGAUAUCUAUUUGUAGGAUUAAGUCAUUGUAUUCGACAUCCAACAUUUUGUUAUUGAUAUCUAUUUGUAGGAUUAAGUCAUUGUAUUUGCCUAUCUAGUUGAAGUAAAAUCCAUCAGAUCAAAUUAAAGAGAAUAUUUUUUUGCAUUUAGGUGAAUUGAUAAAUUCAAAUGAUUUAAUACUUUUAUGUCUAUUUUUUCAGCAUGUGUAAACCAAUUUCAUUAAAGAGACCUCAGUUUGAAAAUUUAGAAAAAUCAUUGAUGUUUUAGUUUAACAUAGUUUCAAAAUGUAACAGGAGAGAUUUGUAGAUAGUUAUAGUAAGUAAUAACUCUCAAUGAUGAACCAUUCUUUUAAGAAAAAUUAAGCAUAAUUUGCCAGCAUGUACCAAAGGAAAUCUCUAUACAUGUAUUAAUUGCUUUAGAUAUAUAUCAUUGCAAGUAUUUCUCAUUAAAAGUAAGCGCUACAUGUGCUCUCUAGUAUUAAAUUUUGGAAAUUAAGCAUGUCACCACACAAGCUUGACAUUUACAUAUCUAAAAUUAGACCCCUUUUUCAUUCACAUUUUGAACUUUCAAAAAAAGUAUUAAUUUUCAAAUGUUGCUUUUAAAUAGACAUUUCAAUAUCUAAAUGUCAAAUAAAAAAAAGAAAUAUUUCUGUGAUCUUAAAGAAGGUCAUACUUUACCUUGAACAAAUUAAUUUUAUGAGAAGUUCAGAAGAUACUUCAAUAUUGAAGAAUACAAGUGUUUUCAGAGGAGGCCAGAUUGUUGUAAAAGUUUCUUAAAAUUCAAGAUUUAUUUAUUCACUCAUGACACCCAAGGUGUGCUACAAGAGGUCAACAUCUUAAUACAUUUCUAUUACAAAGCAAAGUGAGUACAGAUGUUUUAUAAAUACAAAGCGGAAAUAUAUAAUGCUACAGAAAUGUUAUAAUUUGUUCUGAUAUUAUCGUAUGUCACUUAAAGCCUUAAUUGUUUUCUCUAGAAAACGUCUAUUCUUUUUUUACGAUUACUUUAUUACAUAUUUUUCACUUAAACAAACACCAUUGAAAAUCUUUAAUUAGUAACUAGAGAUAAUUGAUUUAUCAUCAAUGGCACUGUUAUUUCAUAAACAUUUCCUGAUUCGUUAGAGUCUGACUUGCAUUGCUUUAUUCAAAUGAAAUAUUUUGUACUUUUUCCAUUCUACAAGGUGACAUUUUUAUACAGUUUAUUUUAAUUUCAGAACACCCACCCAGUUUUCUUUAUGUGGCAGAGUUAUAGUAAUAAGGUUGAAGUUCACAUUCCUAAUUUCUUGUACAAUUAUGGUUAUUCAGACUUUUGUAUUAAAACAAAAAACAACUAA